This is a messenger RNA of Suillus plorans, 741 nucleotides long. RefSeq lists its product as uncharacterized. The transcript is spliced from 4 exons. NCBI's taxonomy places the organism in Eukaryota, Fungi, Basidiomycota, Agaricomycetes, Boletales, Suillaceae. The record is from RefSeq and is a predicted model, not a curated record. The coding region runs from base 1 to 741 and encodes 246 amino acids.
AUGCCCUACAAUUUCUGGCAGCAGGAUUCAGAACUAUACCCACACAUCAAGGCGUCAAAUGCGGAGCGCUUGCAAACAACUACCGAUUAUGGACAGUUGACUUCUCAGCCUCAGCAAUACUUCCUGCGUUCUGUACUAGAGGAUUCUCCUGGCAAUUCUACGCCCACUGUUUCCCAGCAUCACGUUGCAUGUGACGACGUACUUGAUGCGUGUAUAUUGCCGAUCCCAAUAGCUCAGGGCGACAUUCAAAGUGAUGCUGCUGGAUGGCAUACACGCCGCGUUUCUUCAAGCUAUCAUCCCUGUGCCUUUUCCAACUGUUUGCCUGCCCACAUUCCUAUGGACUUCUCUGACGCAAAUUUCCAUUACGACCCACGUCAUCCAUUGCAAGAAGUUUACCCUCAUCCUCAAUACGUGGUCAACGAUGUUAAGUCAGAAUCGCACGCCGAUCAUGCGUCUGUGUGCCAGUGGAAUGAUGGCUAUGGUAUAUGUGGGAGGACUAUAAAUGUAACCAGGACCGGGGAACAUAUGUCAUCAUACCAUUUCAAGUCACCUUUACCCGCCAGCAGCCGCUUGAAAUGUCUAUGGAAGGACUGUGAACUCCAUAAGCCUGUGCGGAGAGAUACAAUCAUCCGUCACAUCGUCGAGAAACAUCUCGGACUCAAGUAUCGAUGCAAGCACUGGUUGGCCUCUCAUACUGGGACUGGUUUCUGUGGAUCUCGGAAGAAUGUAUGCCUGCAUUAA